CCCAUCCCUCUUUCGACUCCUCCGAAGAAAAGCCCUUCCUCUCUCUCUUCAUCUACCCCAAUUGUUCCCUCCCUUCUUUCCCUCGCCUCAUCCGCACCAGCCGUGCUGUUUCCUUUCGUUGUCCGUAAACCCUAGACCGCCAUAGAUACGGCCAAGCGCUCCCUCUCUCGGUCUUGGUCUCGGCGGACAAACCCUAGGCGGCGCCGGAACCGCACGCCGAACGCUCUAGGGCUAGGCCGUCUUCUCCUCGCCGUCGACUCCAUGGAGCUCGAAGAAGGCGGCAGGAGACCGGCGGCGGGCGACGGCUUCGCAGCCUCGGCCGAGGCGGCGCAGGCGGUUGCUCAGCCCGAGCGCCCAGAUGGGGUUUCUCGGGAUCCUUCCCGUGCUCUCGAUUUACUGAAGGAGCUUGGCUCGAAGUUGACAGAAGAAUCGGUUCUGUUGAUGCCAAACUUGCUAUCGUGCUUAAAACAUGACAAUCCCAUUGUUGUUAAACAAUCAAUUGCUAGUGGCACGAGUUUAUUUGGCGCUGUCUUAGAAGAGAUGGCACUCCAGCUUCAUGAUUUUGGGAAGGUCGAGGCUUGGCUUGAGGAAAUAUGGUCCUGGAUGGUUCGUUUCAAGGAUGCAGUUCAUGGCAUCGCUUUAGGGCCUGGAUCUAUUGCAAAGAAGGUGCUCGCUGUAAAAUUUCUUGAAAUUUGUGUUUUAUAUUUCACACCUGAUGCAAAUGAUAAUGGAGUACAUUGUGCUGAAGGAAAAGAAUGGAGCUUCAACGUUUCACAGUUAGCUCAAGGCCAUUCAACUGUCAAUCCGGCCUCUCUGGAAUCUGAGGCAAACAGAAUUGUUUCCCUUCUGCUGGAUAUCUUGCAGUCAGCUAAUACUCUUCGUGGUUCCUUUGUAAUUGCUGUUAUUAACUGUCUUGCAGCUACUGCAAAGAGCAGACCAGUCCACUACAACUUGAUUUUGUCGGCAUUGCUUGGUUUUGACCCUGAUUUUGAAACACUAAAGGAAGGUCAUGCUGCAAGCAUCCGGUAUUCUUUGAGGACUGCCUUUUUAGGAUUUCUACGGUCUAACCAUCCAUCUAUUAUUGAGUCAAGAGACAAGUUAGUAAGGGCCUUGCGAGCAAUAAACCCUGGGGAAGCAACUGAUCAAAUUAUACGUCAAGUAGAGAAAAUGUCCAGAAGUACCGAACGCAUAUCUCGUGAUAGUCGUGCUAGCAAAGAUGAUCCUCCAUCCGGCCAGAUAUCUGUGUGUGACGAUCUGAUGAGGAAGAGGCCUGCAUCACAACCUAGUGCAAAUCCUGCUAUUUCUGAUGAAAUGGCUGCCAAGAGAACAAGACUGAACACAGCUACCAUCCCAACUCCGCCAGCUCAAACUGCUUGUGAUUUACAGAUUGAUGAUGAUGGUGCUGUGAAUGAUCUUUCUUCUAAUGCAUCUCUGAUGGAUAAUGAUUUGACUCCAGUUGAAAAGAUGAUUGCCAUGAUUGGUGCUCUACUGGCAGAAGGAGAAAGGGGUGUUGAGUCACUUGAGCUCCUCAUCUCGACUAUGCAGGCGGACCUUUUGGCUGAUAUAGUAAUAGAAACUAUGAAACAUCUACCGACGAACCCAUUAGACUUAUCUGAUAGGCAUAGUAACCUGCAAACAAAUCCGCAGAGACCUUCCUCCAGUUUCUCAUCACAAAUUGUGUCAACUACCUCGGCCACAAUUUUUGUCCCAUCUUCUGCAGCAUCUUCCCAACUUGCAUCAACUGCAGUUGCUUCUAGUGGAAUCAGCACGCCGACAUCUGAUGCGUCUUCCCUCCCUAAUCUUCUUCCCGACUUUAAGCGUGAUCCACGAAGGCUUCAGGAUCCUCGUCGACUUGAUCCACGCCGUGCAGUGGCAUCUGUUAGUUCACACUCCGAACCUUUGAACUUGGAUAAUAUCGACAUGCAGCCUGGGCUGCAUCAUUCAUUAAGUAAACAUCUUCAUGCUUCGGACGUCAUCAAAGUUGAAACUCCUCCUGUAUCAUUGAUUUCCAAGAGUGAAACUGAGCUCUAUGAAAGUUCAACUGAUCCUGUGAUUGACCACUUAGCUUCAAAAGAAAAGUUAGAUGUUCUAGAUGAUCCAAUGGAACCAGAGCCAUCUUUAAAUGUUUCUGCCCCAUCCAACUCAGAACUUUCUCCUGUACAUGCUUUUGACCCAGAGCUGGCAGCAUCCACAUCGUCUGACAUUACUGCAAAUGAAGAUGUUGAUGGUAACAUGCCAGAAUGUGAUCAAUAUUCAUCACCUCUCUCGGCAAUGUCGGUCAUUGAAGAUAACUCUCAUGAUUUGCCUGCACUUCCACUUCACAUUGAAUUGAUGGAUGAGCAGAAGAGGACACAGCAAAAGUUAGCAGUUACACGGAUUAUUGAAGAUUACAAGCAAAUACGAGCUACAGGCUCUGGUCAGGCAUGCCUUCCAUUACUUGCUCGUUUGGUGCUGCAGGCUAAUGCUGAUGAUGACAUCAUCAAAUUGUUACAAAAGCAUAUUAUUUCAGACUAUCAUCUUCAGAAGGGCCAUGAGCUUGCUAUGCAUGUCCUUUAUCACCUACACACAGUCAUAAUCUCUGAUCUAGAUGAGAGUUCUUCCUCUGCUACUAGUAGUUAUGAGAAGUUUCUUUUAGCAGUUGCAAAGGCAUUGCUUGAUUCCCUGCCAGCUUCAGACAAAUCAUUUAGUAAACUUCUGGCUGAAGCUCCAUUUUUGCCCAACUCUACGUUGAAGUUGUUAGAAGAUCUUUGUCAUUCACAUGGUUACAGUCACCUUGGAAAAGAUACUUGUGAUGCUGAUCGUGUUACUCAAGGCCUUGGUGCUGUGUGGAGCCUCAUUCUGGGUCGUCCUCCAAGCCGACAAGCUUGCUUGGAUAUUGCUUUAAAGUGUGCUGUUCAUUCUCAAGAUGAAGUUCGGGCGAAAGCAAUUAGACUGGUGUCAAACAAACUCUAUCCCCUCCGCUAUGCAUCAGACAUUAUCGAGCAGUUUGCAACAAGGAUGCUGUUUUCUGUUGUUAAUCAGCAAGUUUCAGAAGGAGAGUUCAAACCGGCAUGCUCUAGUGAACAAAGAUCAGAAACAUGUAGUCAGGAAACCUCAAUCAGUGGUUCCCAGAAUUCUGAGGUCGGAGGUUCUGAGAGUGAAUUUAUAAAGGGUAUCCAAACUUCUUUGUCAAGAGAACCAGCCAUGUCUUUUUCUCAAGCCCAACAACAAACAUCUUUGUUCUUUGCUCUUUGCACAAAGAAACCAUGUCUUCUUAAGCUCGUAUUUGACAUUUAUGGAGGGGUUCCUAAGGCUGUCAAACAGUCUAUUCAUCGGCAUGUUGCAGUCCUUGUGAGAACACUAGGCUCAUCAUAUCCUGAACUGUUGCACAUGAUUUCUGAUCCACCUGAAGGAAGUGAAAAUCUAAUAAUGCUGGUAUUACAAACUAUGACUGAAGAAGCAACCCCUUCAGCUGAGCUAAUUGCCGCUGUUAAACAUUUAUAUGAGACUAAACUGAAGGAUGUUGCGAUUCUCAUCCCAAUGCUAUCUUCGCUUUCGAAAGAUGAGGUUUUGCCCAUAUUUCCAAGGCUUGUUGAUCUUCCAUUGGAGAAGUUCCAAACAGCACUUGCUCGCAUUUUGCAGGGUUCAGCUCACACAGGUCCAGCAUUAACACCUGCUGAAGUAUUGAUUGCAAUUCAUGAUAUUGAUCCUGAGAAAGAUGGAGUUGCACUUAAGAAGAUAACAGAUGCUUGCACUGCUUGUUUUGAGCAAAGAACGGUAUUUACUCAGCAUGUUUUAGCAAAAUCCUUGAGCCACCUGGUUGAGCAAGUUCCCAUUCCUCUACUUUUUAUGAGAACAGUUAUCCAAGCAAUUGAUGCUUUCCCGACUCUGGUUGAUUUUGUUAUGGGAAUACUCUCAAAACUUGUAAGCAAGCAGAUCUGGAAGAUGCCGAAGUUGUGGGUGGGUUUUCUGAAAUGUGCCUCUCAGACACAGCCCCACUCCUUCCAUGUCCUACUGCAGUUACCUCCGCCACAGCUUGAAAGUGCUUUGAAUAAAUAUGCGAACUUACGAGGUCCUCUUACUGCUUAUGCUAAUCAGCCAAACAUAAGGAAUUCGUUAUCGAGGCAGACUCUCAAACUUUUAGGUCUUGUCAAUGAACAACAGCAGGCCCCAAGAUCGUUUACGCCCACAGCAUUGCGCACAUCGGACACAAGCUCAUCUGUUCAUGGUGCAACCCUUAUAUGAUAUGUAUGGUUCUCCGUUCCUAACACAUUCACAGACGAACUUGUAAAUGGCCUUGCCCUGCUGCAAUGACAUCCUUCGGAUGAGAUAUCCCAAGGCCGGUGGCCUGCAAGUAUGGCCGUGCUGUUGCAGGAGGUAACAAACAACUGGGCGUCAGAAGAGGUGAGAAGUGGACUCGAUCGACGCCUCUAAUCUUGGGCUUGCAUUCAACUCCUAGGGAGAGCAACAGGUUAGUUGGUUGGUGGCUAGGGCACUCGCUGGAGAAAGAAUCAUGGUGUGCUAUAGCAGAAACAUUUUCUAGUGAAAUCUAAUGGUCAUCCUCUUGUAUUAAAUAAUUUUUUCAUGGAGUUAUGGUCGCUAAUGAGAGGAAAGGAUAGCCUGCCCGUGGAUUUUUGGAAUCUAGUAUGACCUUGCCCGCAUUGACCCUCCCUUCACUGUUGUACUAGGUGCUUUGUUUCCAAUGUCGUCCAUUGUACCUUGAUUCAUUUUUGUAUUCUUUUUAUUUAGUCAUAAUUAGGUGGUUGCAAUUGUAAAUGAAAAGCUUUGCGUUUGCUAACUUUAAGAUCAUUUGGCUGGGGUUUGGGCUUUC
Messenger RNA from Phoenix dactylifera (date palm), 4810 nucleotides. Its product is annotated as symplekin. The record is from RefSeq and is a predicted model, not a curated record. Lineage: Eukaryota; Viridiplantae; Streptophyta; Magnoliopsida; Arecales; Arecaceae.